Aureobasidium subglaciale EXF-2481 is the source of this 1491-nucleotide messenger RNA. RefSeq lists its product as uncharacterized. The transcript is spliced from 2 exons. Bases 1 to 1491 code for a protein of 496 amino acids. Lineage: Eukaryota; Fungi; Ascomycota; Dothideomycetes; Dothideales; Saccotheciaceae. The record is from RefSeq and is a predicted model, not a curated record.
AUGGGUUUGACUUUCGUCAAGACCAACGUCAUGGAGAGAAUGGGCUAUGGUGGUGAGACGAAGUAUCAUCAUAUCGAGUCGCUGGGAGAGGCUUUUGAUGCUCUGAGGACGAAAGGUUCGCGCAUGAAGCAGAGGAUCAUCGCUGGUUCGAUUGUCUCUGUUCUCAUGAUCUUUGCCUUUAUUGCUUUUUCCCCUGAUACCACAACCGCAUCAAUCAGACAAGAACACCUCGACAAAUGGUGGAAGACCACCGACCCUACAGACGCAGCAAUCGAAUCCGGCAUCUGGAACAAAACACCCGAAGACCAAAAAGCAGAAGAUGCGCCAGAGUCCUGCGACAAUGUGCCCGAAAUUAUUCAAGUCGCCAUCUUCGAACACGUCCGCGCUCACGAUGAAGUCGACGCUGCUCUCGUCCACUCUAUCGCCUCACAACCAAAUGUAAACUUGACCUUGUAUCAACAAGAACCUCGCUAUGGCAGUGAAAAGAUCUUUCACGCUUUUGGUCUAAAUUACACUGGUCCCCUUCAUCCAGACGACUUUAUGGGAACGGAUAAACACACCACAAUCCCUGAUUUCCUCGUCCUCACAACCUGCGAACUCGCUCUGCGAGGCGCUCCCAAGAGACUUGAAGCUCUGCUGGCUCUGGGAAAGACGAGAUUGAUCUGCAUAGCCCACCACUCCGACCACUGGGCCGAAGAGCAACGAAAAGCAGACAUUCGCCCAUGGGUCGAUGCCAACAAAGUCGAAUUCUGGUCCCUCUCACCACACACCGCAACUUUCCUCUCCAACACAAUAGCAGCAUGGGAUUCCAACGCCUCUGAACCUUGGGACAAUCCUCCUGCACCUCCGAUCCGUGUUUUCGUACCCAUAUUCCCCGUCGCUGCUCAAAACACUUCCUCCUCGUCAACACCAGAAGGCAUGAGUUUCGCAAUGCAAGGAGACUACGAUCCUCAUAGAAGAGAUUACACGCACAUUUUCCAACGCCUCGGAAACUUUUUACAAGAAGCAGAAAGAAACAUCUCCAUGCAUUUACUCGGACAAGGCAGAAGACCAAAUGUCCCCGAAGACGUAAAGAGUCAUGUAUUCUUUGAUCAAGGAUUGAAUUACAUUGAUUUCUACGGCUUACUGUCAAAAGUAUCUGCUGUAUUGCCAGGUUUCGCAAGUCCGGAAUAUCUGGAUAGAAAGGCUUCGUCUUCUGUUCCUGCGGCGUUGAUUGCGGGGACACCACUUGUUGCCGAUCGCAGGCUUUUGGAAGCAUAUAGUUAUGUGGAAGAGGAAAGUGUGUGGUUACAAGAAAAUGGAGAGAACGAGUUUGAUGUGGUGGGAAGGAUGCUAGCAGCCACUGCACAGGAAAGAGAAGAAAAGAAAGAACACGCCAGAGAUAAUGCAGAGAGAAUUGUCCAGGGUAAUGUUAGGAGGGUGGGAGAAUGGUUAGGUGAAGGCCUUGUGGGUUUAUAUUGUAAUGGUGGAUCAGAGGAGGAAGAGGAGUAG